Molecule: messenger RNA, 2174 nt
Organism: Hydra vulgaris (swiftwater hydra)
Lineage: Eukaryota; Metazoa; Cnidaria; Hydrozoa; Anthoathecata; Hydridae
Product: forkhead box protein O1
Biological process (GO): regulation of transcription by RNA polymerase II
Cellular component (GO): nucleus
Molecular function (GO): RNA polymerase II cis-regulatory region sequence-specific DNA binding; DNA-binding transcription factor activity, RNA polymerase II-specific
Source: RefSeq, a predicted model, not a curated record
CUUUGACCAACCACGUUUUUGAAUGUUGUGAUCUUUUAACUUUUCGUGUUUUUAUUUUAAUAAUUUCGUUUUUAAAAUCAAUAAAGUUUGGCAUUUGCAAUAAAUAUUUAAGUUUUUGAUUUUUAUAGAGAAAAUUUGCGGUGUUAAACAGUGAACAAGAGCGGCAGCUGAUCAGAUUUUAAAAUGUUGUUAAGAAAGGCUAUGGAUGUUGAUGUGGAAUUGAUAUACGACGAUAGUCCAACCAUUCAAAGAGAAGAUAGACCAAGAUCUCGAACAUGGCCAAUUUUGCCUUCUCCUAUAGAAACAAUUCACGAAAACGAUUAUAACGCUGAUAUUGGUAGUUCAUUACGACCUGCUAUUAUAGAAGAAAAAGAAGUCGAAGAAGACGCUAGUGAUAAUUUUAAAAAAAAUGAGCAAAACCCUCGUAAAAUCUCAAGAAAAAAUGCAUGGGGAAAUUUAUCUUACGCAGAUUUAAUAUGUCAGGCAAUCCAAGCGUCACCUGACCAACGUUUGACUCUUUCGCAAAUAUAUGACUGGAUGGUGAGAAACAUAUCAUAUUUUAAAGAUAAAGGGGAUUCUACAUCAAGUGCAGGUUGGAAGAAUUCUAUUCGUCAUAAUUUAUCUCUGCACAGUCGAUUCAUGCGUGUUCAGAAUGAUACCAACGGAAAGAGCUCGUAUUGGGUAAUAAACCCAGAUGCAAAAGCAGGGAAAUCUAGUCGGCGCCGCGCUGGUUCAGUCGAUGGACAACCUAAGGAAAAAAAUAAAAGAGUGCGAACUAAGAAACAUCAUCAAAGCAUUGAUGACAUCACUUCUCUUUCUCCAGCGAAUACACCGUUAAAGCAAAAUCAUUCUUACGAAAAUCUCUUAAGCGUAUCUUCGCCGUGUUCUAGCACUGAUUCUCUUUCAAAUGUUGAAGAGAUUAGUUCCGAACGUGUUUGCAGUCCCAAUUACGCAUCUUCUGAUAUUAAUAGUCCUUAUACUGGUGAUAGUUUUGCCCGACCACGCUCGACUUCGACAGUAUCUGUUCAAAGUAACAUUAAUCCAUCCGAACUUGAGGAUGAUUUAAAGCGCAUAGAUCAACAAAGCGUAAUAUCGUUUCGUGUUGAUGAUGAGUCGUCCGAUCAAUUUAGCCUAAGUUCAAUUAAUCUAGAUGAUUCAAUGAAAAAAAUAACAGAAAAAAAACUGUCGAAAAGCGAAGAAACAAAUUUUUUAUUAUCAAACCGUCAAAGUACUGACUCUUUUACGAGUAACGACUCUGGGUAUGACGGUUCUGUUUAUUUUUCACCACAUUCAAAUUUCAAUAGAUGCGGCCAAAAUUUACCGAUGAUAUCUUCUCCUAACAGCAUAACACCAUUCCAACAAACUGCAUACAAUCCCGGAUUUCCGAUGCAAGUACGUGAUAUAAAUCAAAAUAGUUAUUUUAUGCACCAACAAUUUGAUACCACUUUUAAUGGUGAUAAUUUUGUACGUUCGCCAAGCAGACUUAAACAUUAUGACGCUAAUAAAUCUUAUAAUACGUUAGUAAACAAUAUUAGCGAAAACUGUUCAUCUAGUCAAUCUUAUAUUUCCAAAGGGCAGAGAGUAAACUUAGACGACUGCUUUUAUAGUCAAAAUACUCUGCCCUCGCAUAACGUAUAUGACAUGCUUGAUACCAUUCCGAGCGACUUAGACCAUGUAAAGCUCUACAGCUUUGAAGAUCCUCAUCAAUUAGCAAUAGAUUUAAACCAGAUAAUUGAAAACGAUUUAAAGGGGUCCUCAACAAAUUUAAAGUCACUUUGUGAGCCCAUUGUUAAUAACAAUACGUCGUCAACUUCGAGUGAUUUUAUUUAUCAAAACUGGGUUAGGUAAUAAAAAUAUUAUAAAGCGGUACAAUUACCAUGAGAACGUUUUUGUUUGAGCAAGUUCUAAUGAACUCAGGAAAAGUUCUAUAUGGAAUGAAAUAUGGUAUAUAAAAAAGGCGUUUUUAGAAAUUUUGAAACAAAUACUAAAAUUUUGCCCCAUUCCUAAAUCACAAGUUUUCAUGGAAUCACGGCCAUUGGAUUCACGGCACUCAUAUUACCUAAAAAUGCUGUUUAAUAUUUUUCAAAUUUUUUUAAUUUUUUUUUUGUCAAAUAUUUUUUAUUUUUAAAAAACAAUUUAGUUAUUAUGCGUUAUUAAAUAAAGUGUGGUGUCAU